AUGCGCACUCAGGUCCCAGAGCCCGCCUUUGACGAUGUCUGGCAUGUUCGAUCCGUGUGCUUUGUCGAUAUCGGCUUCCGAUCCCUCCACCCUUUCCAAGAACGAAAUGCUUCUGAUUCCGUGAGACCAGAAACCCCUGCCGAGCCACCCAUUCUAGGAAACGGCCAGUCGUUGAAUCGAACCCCUUGCAAAAAGAACCCGAGUCUAUACAAGCGGAUCAUGAUGCGCUUGACAACCAGGAAAAGGGCCAAAAGUGCAUGUCGUGCAAAAGAUGAUGAAGGCAGCCCGUUCCUGGCGACGGGAAUCGAAAGCACAGAACAUAGUACUCGUGGGGUCAACAAGAAGGAUAGGUGUGAAUCUCCCUUCUCAACGAGUGUCCUCGCCGACUCGCACUUUGUCCGCUAA
Messenger RNA from Exophiala oligosperma, 405 nucleotides. RefSeq lists its product as uncharacterized. Lineage: Eukaryota; Fungi; Ascomycota; Eurotiomycetes; Chaetothyriales; Herpotrichiellaceae. The record is from RefSeq and is a predicted model, not a curated record. The transcript has a single exon. The coding region runs from base 1 to 405 and encodes 134 amino acids.